AUGAAAGUCGAUGAACGAGUCGCUAUUAUUGGUACGGGAUGUCGAUUUCCUGGGGGAUCCAAUUCGCCUCACGAACUGUGGGAGCUGUUAGUGAACCCAAGGGAUGUGGCCAGAAAGGUUCCGCCAGACCGUUUCAAUAUUGCUGCUUUUCAUCACCCCCAGAUGGGACAUCAUGGAACCACCGCGGCAUGGGAGUCGUACUUCCUGGAUGAGAAUAUCCAGCGUUUUGACGCAUCCUUCUUUAAUAUUUCCCCCACUGAGGCGGCUGCAAUGGACCCUCAGCAACGCCUCCUUCUGGAAACAGUAUAUGAAUCUCUGGAUCGGGCAGGCUUGCGACUGGAGGAACUCCAAGGCACUCAAACAGGCGUCUUUUGUGGACUUAUGCGACACGACUAUCAUCGUCUCCUCACGGCUGAUAUGGAGACAAACCCACCCUAUGCGUUGGCUGGCACAGCAGGCUCGGUCCUGGCCAAUCGUGUCUCUUAUUUCUUUGACUGGCACGGGCCUUCGAUCACGAUCGAUACAGCAUGUUCUUCCAGUCUGGUAGCUGUUCAUCUAGCGUGUGAAUCCCUGCGCAAAGGCGAGUGUUCGUUGGCGAUCGUUGGGGGUAGUAAUCUGUUAUUGAGCCCGGAUCCCUAUAUAUGGGAGUCGAAAAUGCAGCUUCUGUCCCCGACCAAUCGCUGCCAUAUGUGGGAUGCUAGUGCGGAUGGGUUUGCCUGUGGAGAAGGAGUGGCAUCCGUAGUGCUGAAGAGGUUAACUGACGCCCUCGCCGAUGGGGAUCACAUCGAGUGUGUUAUCCGGGCGACAGGAGUGAAUUCGGAUGGACGCAGUCCAGGCUUAACCAUGCCCAACAGCAAUGCACAGAGCGCCCUGAUCAUGGACACGUAUGCCCGUGCAGGACUUCACCCCAAGCAGAACCCUCACGAUCGCUGUCAGUUCUUCGAAGCCCAUGGUACAGGCACUAAGGCUGGUGACCCGCAAGAGGCAGCGGCCAUCCAGGAUGCGCUUUUCGGGUGCAAUAUGGAGGAAAACCAACCAAAUAAUGAAACAGUUUAUGUCGGUUCCAUUAAAACCAUUAUUGGCCAUACCGCUGGUGCUGCAGGGUUGGCGGGGGUUAUUCGUGCCUCGUUAGCUUUGCAGAAUGGUGUGGUCCCGCCCAACUUGCACUUUAACAGGGUGAGCGAUACUGUGGCACCGCAUACCACUCAUCUGGAGGUCCCAACUCGGGCGGUUCGAUGGCCUGAGCUACCUAGUGGCGUUCCUCGACGUGUAUCUGUGAACUCGUUUGGCUUUGGAGGAACCAAUGCACAUGCCAUACUGGAGAGCUUUGACCAAGCGAGUCGACAUCCCUCUACACAGGUUGAGCGGGUUCAUCAAUCCCAACAGGCCUUGCUCCCCAUAGUCUUUUCAGCAGCAUCUCAAUCCUCCCUGGCUGAUCUGCUAGAAGGAUAUGUCCAGUGGCUAUUUGAUAACCCAAACGUAGACCUACUGGGUUUGGCAUCAUCACUAUUGUUGCGCCGAUCAACUUUACGCUACCGGAAGGCUUUUAUUGCAGCUUCACCUGACGAACUACGGAUAAAGAUCCAGCAUGAGCUGAAGCGCAAUACUACAGACGCCCAAUGGGCUAUCAUGUCCCCGCCUAAGCGUGAAGGCGGAAACUGCAUUCUUGGCGUUUUCACCGGCCAAGGAGCACAGUGGCCACAGAUGGGCUUGGAGCUCAUCCAAAAUUGCCCACAAGCCCGUAUGCGAUUGCGUGAGCUGCAGCAGUCAUUAGAUGACCUGCCAAUAGAAUACCGUCCAGGAUUUACACUUUUAGAUGAAUUGUCUGCGCCAGAGAGCCAAUCUCGUCUUGGUGAAACCGCUCUAUCACUACCGCUACGAACAGCUCUUCAGAUCAUCCAGAUUGACCUGCUUCGUGCUCUUGGGAUCACUUUUAAUGCAGUAGUUGGGCAUUCAUCCGGGGAAAUUGCUGCAGUAUAUGCUGCAGGUAUCCUGAAUGCCACGGAUGCAAUCCGAGUCGCAUACCUUCGCGGUUUCGCUGUUAAGCAUGCCGCAUCUCGUGGAAAGAUGAUAGCAGUGAAUUUGACCGAGCAUCAAGCGAAUGCUAUCUGUUCACAGCCAAUGUGGAAAGGCCAGGUGGCGGUGGCAGCCUAUAAUUCACCGUCCAAUGUCACCCUGUCGGGUGACCCGGAGACGAUGGACGAACUUGUAUGGCUACUGAGGAGCCUUGAGCGACAUACCCACCCUCUGAAUACAGAUGCAGCAUAUCACUCACAUCAUAUGCAGCCAUGCGCAGGGCCCUAUCUGCAGGCCCUCAAAUCUUGCAAUGUAGGUGUGUCCUCACCAUCAUCGGUGCAAAUGUUCUCUAGCGUGUACAAAGGCUUGGUGGUGAAUAGCACAGAUUGCGCUUUGGACAGUACAUAUUGGUGUGAUAACAUGUUGCGUCCAGUUCUAUUCUCUCAGGCCAUUUCGACCUGUCUGGACCAGAUCCCGGAUAUUAAUUUAAUCAUCGAGGUCGGCCCCCACACUGCACUUCAAGGGUCGAUCAAACACAUUCUACAUGACACCCUUUCCGAGGGCUCCGUGGUACCCUAUAUUGGGCUGGCUCAUCGAGGGGAGGAUUCGAUUCAGUCCAUGGCUGCAGCGAUCGGUAGACUCUGGGCGUACCUUGGUAUGCGAGACCUGAAACUCCAGCAAUAUAUCCAACUAUUUGGACCAUUUCGAGAAUCAUGCUGCGUCCAGUCACUUCCAACGUACCCCUUCGAUCACCGUACAUCCUACUGGGCUGAACCGCGUCUCUCCCAGGCACGUCUACAUUGCCCUAUCCCACCACACCCACUACUCGGCGUGCUUAGUAGUGAAUGCGGUAGGGAUGAAUGGCGGUGGAGAAACUACCUCCACCUGGAGGAGAUCCCCUGGCUUACUGGCCACCGCAUCUUAUCAGAUAUCUCUUAUCCACCGAUGGGCUACAUUGCCAUGGCUGUGGAGGCAGCACAAGCUGCCUCCCGGUCAAAGCCCCUACAACUUGUCGAAAUUCAUUCGUUGAUCAUAGAGCGUACAAUCUCCAUUCCAGUAGAGGGGCCGGGCAUUGAAACCCUUUUCAAGAUGGAUAUUGAGUCUGCUGACAACGAUACAAUGACUGGAACAUUUCAGUGUCAGAUAAGCUGUGGUAAUGAAUUUCAGAAAUGUGCUUCUGGCAGGGUUAUCCUUGCACUGGGUGAAGCUAACCCGACAGUCCUACCGUCGAAGAGCAAAGGAAUGUCCAUAUCAUACCCGAUGAAUGUCGACAAGUUCUACAACCAGUUACAAAUUGUGGGCGGAAAUGUCUCCGAUAUAUUUCGGGGAAUAACUGAACUAACCCGACAAGAAGGUGGUAUGCAAGGGGUGGCCAAUGUUCCCUCCCAUGAUCAGCCCACUUUUCAUCCGGUCGUUAUGACUACAGCGUUGCAGGUACUCUGGGGAGCUAUGAUGUCAGAUGAAGGGCGACUAUCAGCAUUGCCUCUACCGGUACGGAUCGACUCGGUAACGAUCAACCCAUCCUGCUCCCAUUCUGGACAUGUCUGUCUGGAAGCCUCUAUUACCCGCACGGGUUCUGGGAGGAAUGGGUGCGGUGAUGUGCUCGUGUUCAACGGGCAAGGCGACGGCAUAGCCCAGCUAGAGGGUAUCCAUCUCACUCUCUCGAAGCCCAAGAAUAGUAGUGAUGAUCAAGCCCUGGCUUUCGGGACUACUGUGUGGGGGCCGCUGAAUCCAGACCCCAGCAUUGGCUAUCCCAAGAACCUGCCAUAUAAUCUCUCAAUCCAGAAUCUACAGGCUCGUCUAGCUGUGUUAUAUCUUCGAGAUGCUCAAGCUGGUCUCACUGCACAGGAUCGCGAGCGGCUUGUCUCGCAUCGCAGGCACUAUGUCGCAUGGAUGGAUUCCACAUUGUCCAAGAUUCGUGAUGGCGUACAUCCCCAUUAUCCACGAGACUGGCUUCUAGGGACCAUAGGUGAACUUGACUCGCAAACAACAUCUCACGAGACCCUUAUCCAUGUCACGCAUAUAGUAGGGCAAAACCUCCUUCAGUUCCUGUCCGGCGGAGAAGAAACAAUACUCCUGAAACUACGCGACAAUAACAUCGAUCUCCUGACCCGAUACUACCAGGAUGAUGAGGCAAUGCGUAUCAUGAGUGACAGUCUGGGCAAGGUGGUCAGUCAAAUUGUGUUCCGUAAUCCUCAACUACACGUCCUCGAGGUUGGUGCUGGGACAGGAUCUGCUACUCGAGCUAUAUUGUCUUCUAUCGGUCGGAACUACCAUUCCUAUACAUAUACGGAUAUCUCACCAGCCUUCUUUGAGGGCGCAUCGGCAGCAUUCCAUACCCAUGAAGAUCGUUUCAUCUACAAGGUGCUCGAUGUUGAAUGUGACGUGACUGAUCAAGGUUUCUCCAUGCAUAGCUACGAUGUCGUUAUCGCAAGCAAUGUGCUGCAUGCUACUCGGUCCCUGCGUCGCACGCUGAUGAACAUAAGAAAGCUCAUCAAACCAUCAGGCUAUCUUGUGCUCCUGGAAGGUACAGAUCCCGAUCGAGUUCCGACUCCCUUUAUCUUCGGUGCAUUUGAAGGCUGGUGGCUGGGUGAGGACGACGGACGAUCUGGAGGACCAUUGAUCCGACGUGAAGAAUGGGACGUCUUGUUACAGUGUACUGGAUUCGGUAGAUGUACUUCAUAUACACCAACCAAUCAAGCCAACUUGUAUGGUAUGUCUGUGAUAGUGUCACAGCCUACUGAUAUGCCAGCAAUCCCCGUGAUAGAGAUGGAUUUGCUGCUGGUAGGUGGUAGUACGGAAACUACAAGGCAGAUUAUACUGGACUUAAAGACGAUCCUCCGCGACUCGUUCGUUCAAAUAUCCUCCUGCCUGAGUGUGGAUGAUUUUACACCUGGCCCAGGGAUUUCUCAGCUUGCUAUACUCUGUCUUGCUGAGCUUGACCACCACUCUGAGGAGACAAGAUGGCAAUGGCAGGAUAUGCGCUUGAUGAUGACGGCAGCAAGCUGUCUACUAUGGGUUUCCCCGGCGGACGACCCGCAUUCCGGUGUAAGCAAAGGUCUUCUUCGAUCACUUGCACUGGACUCCUCGUCCGGCCUAUUGCAACACCUUACCGUCAUCGAUUCGACACCUAUUGGAGCUGAAAUGCUCGCUACCACAUUAAUGAAUCUUGUCCGGACAAAGCAAGAAGGCAUGGGGCGACCUGAGAUUGAACUAGGAUGGGGCGAGGGAAUACUGAACAUUCCGCGUAUUGUGCGUGAUCCAACCAUCACUCAACGACUACUCGCUAGCCGUAGUCCUUGCGUGUUUAAUUUGGUAGAUGUCCGGGAGCAAGCUGUUUGCCGGCUAGUCUCGACGGAGGGUUCACAGAAAGAAAAGGUAGAUGUGUAUUUGACGGAUCCAAAGAAUGCCACCACUUCUGCGGCAAAGCUAUUCUCAAAUGAGUCCAUCGUUCAGUAUCAAGUACAUUAUUGUACACAGGCUGCACUAACAAUAACGGAGAAAUGUUCCCUUUUUCUGAUCGUCGGACAGAAUGUGUUCAAUGGUGCGCGACAGCUCGCCCUCUCAAUCUCUCAUGGUUCCAUAAUCUCGACACCGUUGUCUUGGGCCUGGGAUGUCCCAGCCUCUGUUUCCACUGAUAAUGAACCAAAACUACUAGCCGCUGUCGCAGCUACUAUUUUAGCUUUCGCGAUCGCCGAUCUCGCUGGUCCGUCUUCAACACUUUGGGUACAUGAAGCACAGGCAAUGGGGCCGACAUUCAUGGAUGCGCUGGUGUCUGCUGUGUCUGAUAGACAGGACAUCAAGAAUCUUACCUUGACUACAUCACAAUGUGGGCUGUCUGAUACCCGUGUGCACUUCGUUCAUCCGCACAGCUCCACAAAAACCCUGUCCAGCGUGCUACCCCGGAAUGUCUCGUCUGCGGUCCUGUUCGAUGAUGGACGACUUUCUCGGCGAUCAAGACUAGUGCUACCUCGCUGUGCUAACUUCCGGAGCUUUUCAGACUUCUUUCGACCCUCCUCCAUUAUAGAAGAGAUAGACAUACAGUCCGUUGCUACUAUAUUGAAUAGUGCCUGUGCUUUUGUCACCCGUAAAGGGUACGAGAAAGGAAGCUCGCCCCGCAUUAUCUCUCCUAGAGAACAAUCAUCAGUGGACUCUCUGGAGGUGGUUAACUGGCGGCAGCCGACAUGGAUUGAAGCACAGAUCCUCCCUGCUAGCUCACUGGUCAGUCUCUCGCCGACGAUGGCGUAUGUCGUUGUUAAUAUGAACCACAAAUUGCGUCGACUAGUGCUCGACUUCUUGGUUCGACAAGGUGCCAGACAUAUUGUUUGGGUUGGCGAAUGGUCAGAUGAAGAUUUCGCAUGGAUCGCCCAGCUCUCGAGAGAUGAAGUGCAUGUGGCUGUAGUACAGAUGUGGGCUUUCUUGUCUUCAAUAUCCGAUUUAUACGAUCAACUAACAUCUACCAGGAAAGCCGAAAUUCCGAUCAGUAGUCUUCAAACAUAUAUGCCAAUAGGUGGAAUCAUUUAUGACGGGCUGAAGGACAGCCCACAACAGGCGGCUGAGAAUACUCUGCUGCUGGAUGAGCUCUGCGGUAAUGAUGCCACAUUUUUCAUUCUGGUGGGAUCCCUGCUGGGACACAUUGGUUUUACAGACAGUAACUCCUUCAUUGGAAGCACCACUGGGGUCCUAUCUGGUGUCAUUUCCCGACGACGACAAAGAGGCUACGUGGGGAGUGUACUUUAUUUGGGCGAGCAAAAUGCAGUGGAAGACAUCACGCUCUCAGCCGGUGAUAUACGUGAGGCCUUCUCAGAAGCAAUCCUUCUUGGACCACCAGAGUCCACCAGCAAUGGAGAAAUCUUGGCAGGUCUUCGCAACAGUGAGAAGUGGGAGUUGGUACCUAAGUUGUCCGCCUGGAAUGAGUCCAAAACUCUACUAGAAUCCGACGACAAAAGCCAAUCUGCAGGGCAGGGCCAGGCCCAUGAUACGGAUGCCGUCACCCAGCUCAAAUUAGCAACGAGCGUGGCGGAAGCAAGAGAGAUUAUCCUCCAGCUUUUCAAGGAGAAGCUGCGCAGGAAGUUGGGACUCUCUUCUGAUGUCCCGCUUAGACGUGAAACGCUCUUACAUGAACUAGGAAUUGACUCACUCGUGGCAGUAGAUAUUCACAUCUGGUUUGCGAGAGAGUUGGGGGCUAAGAUUCCAGUGGUGCAGAUUAUGGGCGCUGGUUCGAUCGGUUCUAUGGUUGAUGAGGUCGUGAAACGCAGGAAUGGCUUUACAUAA
Aspergillus oryzae RIB40 is the source of this 7290-nucleotide messenger RNA. RefSeq names its product non-reducing polyketide synthase pyr2 (gene pyr2). The record is from RefSeq and is a predicted model, not a curated record. NCBI's taxonomy places the organism in Eukaryota, Fungi, Ascomycota, Eurotiomycetes, Eurotiales, Aspergillaceae. Gene Ontology annotation, molecular function: phosphopantetheine binding; 3-oxoacyl-[acyl-carrier-protein] synthase activity; fatty acid synthase activity. The transcript has a single exon. Gene Ontology annotation, biological process: secondary metabolite biosynthetic process; fatty acid biosynthetic process. Bases 1 to 7290 code for a protein of 2429 amino acids.